AUGAGCACCACUACUCUCUUGGAUAUCGCGGCUAUCCACAAAACAUUCACAGCGGCUUUCUCGUCAAAAGUAAAGCGAAUUAAACAAAGUAAAAUUAUUCCAUUUGGCGACUUUAUACAUACAACCAACUUUAGAGCUUCGAAGGACAUCUGUCGAGUUGUUGGCAAAGAAAAUUUGUUUUCUUUGACUUCGUUUAAUGCGUACGGCUUUUUAAAUGGUGUAAAACAAGGCGACCCCAAUUGUGAUAAAGUUGCUGUCAGAAUCUUCAAGCAUGGUUCCUGCUGUGUCAUGUGUGACGGGUGUGGGUGGUCACACGCGGCUUAUCUAGCUGCUCUGGACGCGAACGAAAAUGCUUUAGAACACUUUACGAGCAACGUUGCGACAUGUAACACCUUACAAGACAUUGCUCAAUUGUUAGUUGACUGUUGUGAGCAAGCGCACAUCUCGAUAUUUAGAAAAGGGGUGUUACUCUUUGAUUUAGGACUGACUACAAUCACUCUAUCUGUUGUAGCAAAAACACAAACGGGACAUUACCACGAGUUAUUAAUUAGUAUAGGAGACUGUCGGACCUUUUUAUAUUCACCACGAACACAUCACACUUUGCCCCUCAGUGGAAGGUUUCACAAGUCGUUUGAGAACAUGAAGAACUCAUAUGGAGCCAUUGGCCCAUCGAUCUCGUUUCAUCCAAAUUUGAAGAAGGCUGAAUUAAAAAACAUCACUGUAGAACCGAACGAUAUGCUAAUUAUUAUGACGGACGGAUUUCAUGAUAACUUCGACCCCCAAUUUACUGGGGCAGUCAAGUACAAAAGCAAAGAAAGAGAAGCAGACAAACUCUUCACGUCGAAAAUCGAACUUCCGGAGAACAAGAACGACUUGAACCAAAUAGUUAUAACACUCUCACAACACGUCGCCGACCUCACGGAACCUUCGAGGAAAUAUAUCAGAGAAACAGGCAAAAAAUUGACUUCAGCGCCGACCCCGUUUCAUGGGAAAAUGGACCAUGCGACAGUCUGUCUAUUGAAAGUGUGUGACGUGACCGACAUCACCAAUUUUCAGACUUAUAAUAUUGUUCCCCCGUACAAUGAAAUGUUACUGAAUAACAGCCAAAGUGCUCCAAAAGAAGAACAAAAGGUGAGAGUCCUUUCUCUUGGCCAAAAACUCGAAAGUGACAAGCCGGGCUCUGUUUUUAAGAAAGAGGCAAACUCAACGACUUUAUUGAAGAUGGAAACUCAAACCCAGUCAAGACUCUGCUCGUUAAGAAAAACACCACUUCUUGAAAUCAUACAAAUCGAACCAGCCCGUUCAGAGUCAAUUGAUCCUAAUCUUAUUUGUCAAGAAGCAAGUGAAUCAUCAGGGUUCUUCGCUCGUUCGAUGAGAAGCAAUUCGACUAAAACAGGCGCAAUGAGUCAGUCGGGGUCUUUGCACGUCUCUGUCAUCAGAACGGAAAAAGUCGAGAAGAAAGAGGACGACAAGAGACAUGGCCAACAAACUCUCCCUCGAACGACAAAUCACUUCGACAACUCACCGCGACACAUGGGAGAUGGGUUAGGUCUAUGGGUACAACGACCAAAGUCUUUAACUGGUAAGAAGAAAGUGACGUCAGAAAAUGGCUUUGCUUUGUAA
Molecule: messenger RNA, 1623 nt
Organism: Entamoeba invadens IP1
Lineage: Eukaryota; Evosea; Mastigamoebida; Endamoebidae
Exons: 2
Coding region: 1-1623 (540 amino acids)
Source: RefSeq, a predicted model, not a curated record